AUGAAAGCAGCCCUGAUGCUGCAGACGUCGGUCAUUCUUCUCUGCUUCAUCACCAGCAGCUGGUCAGGGCCGUGGAGACCAUGCACAGAUCUGCUCCCGCUGGACCUUCUGCACCGCGUCGUCCCCGGUGACGCUGCUGAUCAGAGUCGGAUCAGGAUGGUUCAGUCUCAGGGUUCCAGAGGACUGAAGUUUUCUGGACCUCCACAAGCUCUGAGCUUCCCAUCGUCACAGAUCUUCACCAACUGCAACUUCUUCCCUGCUGAGUUCUCCAUCGUGGUCACCAUCAAGAUCCCCAAACUUAUUUCUAAUAAGGACGAGUACAUCUUUACUCUCCUGGAUGAAGAUACAGACGAGCUGCUGGUCGGUCUCCGUCUCCGUCAUGAUAAACUUCACUUCCUGUAUCAGUUAGAUGGACGGAUGAGGCGUGAGACCUUCAGGCAGGUGAACGUUGCUGAUGGACGAUGGCACACGAUGGUUCUAGCGCUCAGUGGCCGUUACGCCGUCCUGACCGUGGACUGCAGCAUCCCAGUAGAGCUGCAGUUGGAGGAAACUUUUCCUGAAGAUCUGGAUGUAGAAGGUUCUCGGUUCUUGGUUGGCAGCAGGAGGAGAUGGAGUGGACUCUUCUCUGGUUUGAUGAGGCAGCUCGUCCUCGUACCAGGAUCAGACGCCUCCUCUCGGGUUUGUCCCUCUUCAGACCCCAAACUCUCCAUCUUAUCAGUUCCUCAGAUUCUCCUACACCUGCCAAUCACAUCUCCAGCCAAUCAGCUCCCACUUUACCCCUACGAGGCGGAGCUCCGGGUGACGCAGCGCGGGGCCCCUCCACUGUGUGUGAGGGCCACGGUGGGGCAGCUGUGGUUCAACACUGACGAGAGGGCGCUGUUCCUGUGUAACGGUACCAACUGGAUCACCAUGAUGCAUGAACAGGAGAAGCUGGAUUAUGUUGAAGAUCAUCAGAAUCUCUUCACAAACUCAGAGACGUUUGAUAUCGAGGUUUUCCAGCUCCCGUCUCUCGGAUUAUUUAUCGCCACAGCGAACCGCGACUCCGGUUCUGGCUCCAGUAUUUACAGAUGGACCGACGGAAGGUUCCAGAGAUACCAGAACAUCGACACGUACGACGCCCAGGCCUGGAAAUUCUUCACUGUGGAUAAAAAGAGGUUCCUGGUGGUUGCUAACUCCAGACGUAGCAGUGCUAGUGAGUGUGAGUUCUCUGUGAUCUAUAAAUGGAGCUCGAGGAAGCAGAACUUUGUCGUUUAUCAGAAGAUAAACACGUACAGCGCCCGGGACUGGGAGGCCUUCCGUAUCCAUGACGAUGACUUCUUAGCUGUAGCCAAUCAUAGACAAGGUGAAAUGAACCACAACAUCGAGAGCGUCAUCUACAGGUGGAACCGCCACACCAGGAUGUUUGAGGUGAAUCAGACCAUCUCCACGUCUGGAGCAUACGACUGGGAGUUCUUCACCAUCGGACCGUACCAUUUUCUGGUGGUGGCCAACACCUUCAACGGCAAAUCCACCGCCAUCAGCUCCAGCAUCUACAUCUGGCUGGAGGGGAAGUUCCAGCUGUUCCAGGACAUCAUGACGUAUGGAGCUAUAGACUGGGAGAUGUUCCAGAUUGGUAACAGGUUCUUUUUGGCUGUAGCAAACUCUCAGAAAUUCAGUGAGACGGGUUCAGUUCUCUACAGCAUCAACUCCACCAUCUACGAGCUGAACAACACCACACAGACCUUCGUCAAGUUCCAGGACAUCAUCACCAGCAGUGCGUUAGAUUGGGAGUUUUUCACGGUGGGUGACGAUAAAUUCUUGGUGGUGGCGAACUCGUACGAUGGAGCUUCUUACUCAAUAAACAGUGUUAUAUACAGGUGGCAGGGUUAUGAAGGAUUUGUUCCUGUGCACAGAUUAAACACACACGGAUGCAAAGACUGGGAAUUCUUCACUUCCUCUGACGGCUCUUACCUCAUUUCCUCCAGCGCCAGAGCUCCCUACUCCAAAGUGCUCAAGCUAAAGACGUACUACCAGCGUUAA
Molecule: messenger RNA, 2019 nt
Organism: Trichomycterus rosablanca
Lineage: Eukaryota; Metazoa; Chordata; Actinopteri; Siluriformes; Trichomycteridae
Gene: tspearb
Product: thrombospondin-type laminin G domain and EAR repeats b
Exons: 12
Coding region: 1-2019 (672 amino acids)
Biological process (GO): signal transduction
Source: RefSeq, a predicted model, not a curated record